Messenger RNA from Salvia splendens (bonfire salvia), 1011 nucleotides. Its product is annotated as zinc finger MYM-type protein 1-like. The record is from RefSeq and is a predicted model, not a curated record. Gene Ontology annotation, molecular function: protein dimerization activity. Bases 1 to 1011 code for a protein of 336 amino acids. NCBI's taxonomy places the organism in Eukaryota, Viridiplantae, Streptophyta, Magnoliopsida, Lamiales, Lamiaceae. The transcript has a single exon.
AUGUCAUUAAAGCGGCCUGGAGAUACUCGUUGGAGUUCACAUUAUGGUACUCUUAUCAACUUGAUUCAUUUGUUUUCUUCUAUUGCUGAUGUUCUUGAAUAUGUGGGGGAGAAUGGUGAUGAUUCGUAUAGGGCAGAAGCGGAUGAUGUGUCAGAAAUUAUUAAUCGCUUUGAGUUUAUUUUUGUGUUACAUCUUAUAAAGCAAAUCUUGGGAAUCACACAUGAGCUCUCUCAAGUGCUACAAAAAAAGGAUCAAGACAUUGUUACCGCAAUGAAUCUUGUCAAAGUAGCAAAAGCACGUUUGCAAAUAAUGAGGGAAGAAGGUUGGGAAGUUUUGCUUACUGAUGUUUCUAAGUUUUGUGACAAAUAUGAGAUAAUUGUGCUUGACAUGGAUAAUGAGUUUGUACCUCGAGGAAGAGUACGUAGAACUCAAAAAAUGAAGAAUCUCCACUAUUAUCGAGUUGAGAUAUUUUGUUCUGUGAUUGACAUGCAAGCUCAAGAGUUAAAUCAUCGUUUUGGUGAAACUAACACGGACUUACUUUUAUGUAUGGCAUGUUUCGAUCCUAGAGAUUCAUUUUCUGCAUUUGAUUUGGGGAAGCUGCUUCGCCUUGCUAGUUAUUAUCCAUCAGAAUUUUCUGGAGUUGCUUUGGAUGAGCUUGAAAAUCAACUUCAAAGCUUUAUUUUUUAUAUGCGGAUAGAUGAAAAUUUUUCACAGUUAUCUGGAAUCGGUGGUCUUGCUCAGAAGAUGGUUUCUACAAGAAAGCAUGAAAUCUUCCCAUUGGUUUAUUUGUUAGUCAAGUUGUCAUUGAUCUUGCCGGUUGCUACUGCCUCAGUGGAAAGAGCAUUUUCAGCAAUGAAAUUCAUCAAGAGUUCUCUACGUAAUAGUAUGGGAGACCAACUGUUACAAGAUUGCUUAGUUCCUUACAUUGAAAAGGAUGUCUUUGUUAAUGUUACUAAUGAAACUAUUAUGCAGCGAUUCCAGAAGAUGAAGAAUAGAAGAGAAAUGUUAUGA